Messenger RNA from Solanum dulcamara, 2583 nucleotides. RefSeq names its product tRNA-specific adenosine deaminase TAD3. NCBI's taxonomy places the organism in Eukaryota, Viridiplantae, Streptophyta, Magnoliopsida, Solanales, Solanaceae. Bases 1008 to 2207 code for a protein of 399 amino acids. The record is from RefSeq and is a predicted model, not a curated record. The transcript has 4 exons. Gene Ontology annotation, molecular function: tRNA-specific adenosine-34 deaminase activity. Gene Ontology annotation, cellular component: nucleus; cytoplasm.
ACAAUUGACCUUCAUUUAUGUCAACGCAAAUAACGUACCUGACAAACAAGUAAAGCACUAGAGUAUAGUGUUUUAAAGAGUCAACACACAUAAGUCUAAUAUGUAAGAAAAGGUUAAUGACCAGAAUUGCUGGCUAAAAACUAUGCGACAAUAGCCACUGGAAAUGCUAACAGUAUGCCAUGCUUUUACAAAGCAUUGGACCAGUUAUCAAUGGUAAAAUACAGACUCUAUCCAGUAGUAAAACAAAAGAAAAUACGAUCAGCCCUCUUGAUUCUGAAACUCUCAAAAGAAAAAAAUAAAUAUUACAGGCAUUGGACCUGUUACCUUUUGAUUGAGUUACUUUUUAUUUUACCUAUAUAGAAGAGUGAGUAUACUCCGUGGUAUCAACAUGUCUGUUUAUGGGCAUUUUUUUUGUUUGCUGAGGGCAUUUUGGUCAUUUAACUCAUACCCUUGCUUCUAUCUUAGUCUACCACCGCCCACCUCCAUCACAUUGUUGUAUCUAUCCAUUGAUGAAGAGGAAGAUAAAAGCUUUUACCUUGCACAACUUUAGGCCUUCCAUCUUCUCUGAGUACUGCUUAAAUUUUCAGUGCACUGCCUUCCAUUAAAAUGUGGAAUACCGUUGCACAAAAAGACGCAAGACGCAAGACGCCCGGUGUUUCAAUAAGGCUGUGGCGUGGCAAUUUUGAAAGGGCGACAAUGGCGACCUAGGCGUGAAAGGCGACGUCUUUUCAAUUUUUUUUUUUUUAAUUUUGGCGACAGUUCAGUGUUUUAAAGAAAUUUUAGGGUUUUCGUUUCUAUUUUUAAUUUUCACCUUAGAGCUGCUGCGGCCAUAUAUCUCUAUUAGGCGACUUCUCAGCCAUCUCCGACUCCGACCAGCCAUCUCUGACCACUGAAAAAGAAGAAGCAGAAAUAGGCACUGAAACCCGGAAGCCAGACCUGUGUUUGUGAUUAGAGCGACCGGUGGCUGUAUCACAGCAAACUGAGCAAAGCCAACUGAGACCGAGAGGAUGAAGAAUAUAGAGAGUGUAUCUACACAAGUGUGCAAAAUCAUUCACAUACCUGAAAAGCCAUCCUUUCUUCCUCACCUCCAACCCACAGUUAACGUGCUUGCUUCUGUCAUUGAACCCAAAGAUGCCAAUACUCUAGUCAGAAAGCUGAAUCAGAUUGCACCACUGGAAAAAUUGCAGCAUGUGAAGCGUGUGCGGAAGAAGUGCAUUGAUGGGGGCAAACCUCAAUUAUCUCUGCUUUUAUGUAUGACUUUUGGAAAUGAUGGUGAGGAUGAUCGCAUGCCAUACGAGAUUUUUGAACUUGUCAAAUCAUACCAGUUGAGUACUUUCAUCACAAAAGUUUGCAAAUAUGCUGCAACAUCUAAAGAAGAAUGGGAUGAACAGUGCAAGCUCUGGCCUACUUCGUAUCAUCCGCCAACCUACAACAUCAGCGGCAUAACUGGAUUUAGUGAAGAGGAGUCACAAUCAGUUUUCGGUUUCAUGAGACAUACCAUUAAUUUGGCAGCAUCUUCUAUUGGUCAGGUGGUCAAUGCUGCUGUUAUUGUAGAUCCUUCAACUAAGCAGGUCAUUGCAAGUGCUUGUGAUCAGGUAAUAUCCUCAGCCAGUCUUGCAAAUGAGGUCAGCAAGGAAGGUAGCUGCUCUAACUAUCUAGAAAACCUCAAAUCCUCUAAUUUGGAAAACCAGCAAACGUCACUUUUGGACAGUUCAAUUGGUGAAUUUAAACAUAUAACUAAUAAUAUUGCUUGUGUACAUCCUUGGCAAUGGGCACUGCAAAGCUCUGGUUGCUGGCAUCCUUUGCGGCAUGCGGCUAUUGUAGCGAUUGAAUAUUCUGCUGCCAGGGAUCUACAACUUUUUCCUGAUUACAAAGCUCCAUCUCCUUUGAAAAGACAGAAGAUCAAGGAGUCUGACUUCCAAAGCAAUGGCCAUAGUUAUCAAUUGCUCAGACCUUAUCUAUGUACUGGAUAUGACAUUUAUUUGGCCUGGGAGCCAUGUGCGAUGUGCGCAAUGGCGCUUGUCCAUCAAAGAGUUAGACGGAUAUUUUUUUCUUCCCCAAAUUCCAGUGCUGGUGCACUAGGAAGUAUUCACAGACUGCAAGGGGAGCGGAGCUUAAAUCACCAUUAUGCUGUUUUCAGGGUCGUGCUGCCUGAGGAGGUGUUCAGGAAUACAGUUGUAGAUGUAAAGACUUCUGGAAUUGGUUGAAGAAAACACUAAUCUGCUUCACCGCCCAGGUCAUCAUCACGAACCAUCCUACUCAGAUUGGAAAUGGAUAUUCACGAAUGCUCGACUGCCACACUUCCCACAUACCUGUCAAGUUCGCUGAGAUCUUGACCAAGAUUGACAGGCGUUCAGGUAAGGAACUGGAGAAGGAGCCGAAGUUCUUGAAGAAUGGUGAAGGUGGUACGGUUAAAAUGAUUCCCACCAAGUAUUGGUUGUUGAGACCUUUGCUGAGUACCCACCAUUGGCUCGUUUUGCCGUGAGAGACAUGAGGCAUACUGUUGCUGUCGGUGCUGUCAAGAAUGUUGACAAGGAGGACCCAACUGGUGUCAAGGUUAGCAAGGCUGCCCAGAAGAAGAGA